Molecule: messenger RNA, 574 nt
Organism: Pelecanus crispus (Dalmatian pelican)
Lineage: Eukaryota; Metazoa; Chordata; Aves; Pelecaniformes; Pelecanidae
Gene: TPRKB
Product: TP53RK binding protein
Biological process (GO): tRNA threonylcarbamoyladenosine modification
Cellular component (GO): nucleus; cytosol; EKC/KEOPS complex
Source: RefSeq, a predicted model, not a curated record
CCGCGCCCUCGGUGCGGGAUGGACUUCAGGCACCCGCUGGAGCUCUUCCCCGGCUGCAGCGUGGCCCUCCUCCUCUUCAACCACGUGAAAAACGCCGCUGCUCUGAGAAAAAAAGCCAUGGAAGGGUCCAUUGAAGGAGCAUUAAUAAACCCUGCAAUGAUUGUAGAUCCUUUUCAAAUUCUUGUGGCAGCCAACAAAGCAGUUCAUCUACACAAGAUAGGUAAAAUGAAGACCAGAAGUCUCUAUGCAGAAAUUAUUUUCAGCCUUUCACCAAACAACAAUAUUUCAGAUGCAUUUAAAAAGUUUGGAAUUUCAGACAGUGACACAGCAGUACUCAUUGUUCUGAUUAUGGACAGAGAAAAAACUGUCAAUCUGGAAGAUAUAGCAUCUCAGGUAGAAGGCCAACAGGUUUCUCUAGAUGAACUUCCCCAACUAACAGACACUGACAAAGUUAAGAAGAUGUACAAAGUUACUCCGCAGGAAGAAAAAAUCGGCACCUUAUUGGAUAGUAUUGUUUGCCGAAUGUCAACAAAAGAUGUUUUAUGAAAAUGUGGAAAUAAAUUUUUUUUUAAAG